This is a messenger RNA of Mauremys reevesii (Reeves's turtle), 2538 nucleotides long. RefSeq lists its product as uncharacterized. Bases 1 to 2538 code for a protein of 845 amino acids. The record is from RefSeq and is a predicted model, not a curated record. Lineage: Eukaryota; Metazoa; Chordata; Testudines; Geoemydidae. Gene Ontology annotation, molecular function: protein binding. The transcript has 14 exons.
AUGUUUGCCACGCAGCGCAAGUGUGACCUGGUGGAGCUGUGCCGGCGGAGAGGGCUGCACAGUGGGAAGCUCACCAAGGCCCAGCUGAUUGCCCAGCUGAAGGACGCAGAUCGUGGGGAGGAGGAGGAGGAGCCCAGCUACCGAGGGCACCUUGACCCCAUCGGCCAGCAGGGGAUCGGCCCAGCGAAGCUCACCCCCCAGCCGGGGAUCGUCCCACCGACGCUCGGCCUCUGUGGAGCGCAGGCGGCUGGACUUGGAGAGAGAGAUAAAACUGAGACAGCUGGAGGAGUAUUGCAGUUUGCCCCCGCGGGGCCGUCCUACGCCCCGGGUGACUCGGUGACGCUGAACUGCUCUGAGGGGUAUCGGCCGUCACCGCCUGUGAUCCAAUGUGUCAGAAAUGGGAGCCAGGCUGUUUGGAGUGAGACACCCACCUGCCGGGGGGUUUGUACGACGGCAGGAAACUGGCCCCCAUCGGUCUCUGCUGCCUCCCCACGGACAGAGUUUGCCAUUGGCGAGAAGGUUCGGGUGACCUGUCGCCGGGAGCAGUACGAGGGGCGCCCGGCCUGGGUGCGAUGCACGGAGACGGCUGGGCGCGUGGAGUGGGACACGAGCCGUGUGAGCUGUGUGGAAAAGUGUAAAGCUCCAGACACCCGGGACUCCAGGGUCCGGUUCGCCCUCGAGCAGCAGUUUUACAGCCCAGGGGACUCGGUGACAUGGAGCUGCCCUGCGGGGCACCGGCCCUCGCAGCCUGACAUCCGAUGCACUAGACAGGGGAACCAGAGUGUCUGGAGUGGGACAGCCGCCUGCACUGGGGUUUGUAUGAGGGCAGGAAACUGGCCCCCGUCGGUCUCUGCUGCCUCCACACAGACAGAGUUUGCCGUUGGCGAGAAGGUUUGGGUGACCUGUCGCCAGGAGCAGUACGAGGGGCGCCCGGGUUACAUGCGAUGCACGGAGACGGCUGGGCGCGUGGAGUGGGACAUGGGCUAUGUGAGCUGUGUGGAGAAAUGCCCCAGGCCCCAGUGGGACCCCAGACUCCGGUUCGUGCCAGACCAGUUGUUAUAUGGCUGGACUGAAGAGACGACGCUGAGCUGCCCUGAGGGGUUCCAGGCUUCGCUCUCUGUGAUCAGAUGUGUGAGAUGGGGUCAGACCCAGAGUCACUGGUCUGUGUGGGACUGGGGCGCCUGGCGCCGUAUCACCGAGAACGUUACCUGUGCAGAGACCCCCCGGAUCACCCCAGGGGCCCUGGAGAUUUCACCCACCACCAUCAAACUGCGCUGGACGUGUGAGCCCCCCGAAUCCUGCCAGGGCAGCUGGAAGAUACAGGCCCAAUGCCGGCAGGACGGACCCCUGUCAGGCCCCUGCCGGAGACAAGAGCUCACCAGCGAGCAGCCGUUACAGGGACGGGACGGAACAGUAACGUGCAGCUCCCUGCACCCUUUCACCUCCUACAGAGUCACCAUCUCUGGGGGCUACCCAGCGACCAGACCACCCAGCACUGUCCUCAGUAGCCAGCGGGUCAACACGAGUGAAGCAGCCCCAGACCAACCAGAGAUCGAGCCGCUGGAUCCCAGCACCAAAACCCUCAGGUGGAAGCAGCUGCCGCCCUGCAAAGGGGCGAUCGUCGGGUACCAGCUGAACAUCACAGCCUGGAGAGAGUACGACAGCGAUUUCCUCGAGGUCGAGGAGCUGCGGGUGAAUCAGUCGGUCACCAAGUACCUGCUGCAGCCCUGGAGACACGGGACCAACUACACGGUGACAAUCCAGGGCCUCACGGCGGCCGGCCUUGGGCAGGCAUCGCGCUGGGACUUUGAAACCAACAUCUCUGGUGGUGACCAGGCUCCGUCUCCAGCCAGGCCUCAGCCUCUCGUUCCUCCCAUCACAGGCACGUGCAGGAGGGAGGGAGUCUGGACCACGAAGGUGAAGUUUCCCUCCGAGCAGACGGAGUUUCGGGUGAAUGACACGGUGCUGGUGACGUGCGCCGAGGAGCCUGAACCCGGCCCGUUCCCUGCAAAGUGCACCGAGCUGAAGGACCGCGGGGCAGUCUGGGAUAUCAGUGGAGUCAAGUGUCUCAGGAUGUGCAAUGACUGGGUGAGGCAGGUGGAUUUUGACCCUGCACAGACGGAGUUCGGCGUCGGGGCCGAGGGUCGGGUGACCUGUCAUCAGCAGUUCCAGCAGAACUCGUUCCGUGUGACCUGCAGAGAGACGGAGCCAGGACUCUUCGAGUGGGAUUGGGGUGCACACCAGUGUGUCAGAAAAUGUGAAAUACCCAGAACCUGGGACUCCAGAUUGAAGUUUGCCCCUAAGAGGCAGUUCUACACCCCGGGUGACUUGGUGACGCUGAGCUGCUCUGAGGGGUAUCAGCCGUCACCACCUGUGAUUGUGUGUGCCAGAAAUGGGAGCCAGCCUGUCUGGAGUGAGACACCCACCUGCCAGCAGGGAGCAGCACAGACCAGGAACACCGUUCUCCCCACGGCCCAGGGGGCUGACUGGUCUGCACUCGCCCUCCCCACGGCGGCCCUGAGCGUGUGCACGGAGUAA